Molecule: messenger RNA, 297 nt
Organism: Gregarina niphandrodes
Lineage: Eukaryota; Apicomplexa; Conoidasida; Eugregarinorida; Gregarinidae
Exons: 2
Coding region: 1-297 (98 amino acids)
Source: RefSeq, a predicted model, not a curated record
AUGAACCAAGGGUGUGAUGAACCAAGGAACGACUAUACCACCGUCGAGCAGUUGCUCAAGCGGCCAGGCGCCAUCAAAGACGCUCUACUCGUCAAGGAGGGGCUCGAGUUUCGGCGGGAACUCUUCGAAACCGAGUGCGAGAAAAUCCGAGACGCAGGCCGUCUGCUUGAGCAACAAAUGGACAAAGCGUUGGCACAGGCAACCUUCCACGACGCACACAUUGACCUGAAAAGACCCUCGCCUACCGCCCAGCCCUUCGUGCAACUAGUAAAGCACCAGGAUGCUACGAUCCAGUAA